AAGCCCACACCCUCCAUCGCCAAUGCUGCCCUCGUAGCGAUUGAGUCGCGAAGCGCCAUCGACCCAGUGAACCCACCCUUGAGUACUUUGCCGCCGCCUCUCGACUUGCCGACACGCAAUGGCGAUAUUACGUUCAGCUACCUCUGGAACCUGUCACGAGCGUACGGGGGCUUUUACAAGGAAGGUGUCAAAGCCGUGUGGUACAACUGGCGAGCGGCGAGAUUGCUGCGCGAACGUUUGGCGAAGGAAGCGAAUGUGAAGGAUACCGACGAAGCUGCGAUGAAGGGAUUGCUUAAGCGGUCUGAGUGGCAACUUCUUCAGCGCAAUGACCAUGAUAUUGGCAAACUCCCGUUGUUCGGUGUGAUGGUACUACUCUUCGGCGAGUGGUUGCCACUGCUCGUGCCCUUCAUUCCCACCGCGGUACCGAGCACGUGCCGGAUACCGUCGCAGAUUCGUGGGAUGAGGGAGAAGGCUGAGGCGCGCAGACGGGUGAGCUUUCGAGAGGGCUAUCCGGAACCAUCUAAAGAACAGGUUGUCGCAGCGGAGGAGAGCUCUGCCCCUUGGCCUACGACCACAGCUCCGUACGUGCGUUCUCUACUGGGCAGGCUACGCAGCGAUCAAUUACUGCAUCUGUCGUCUACAUUUGACCUGCACUUCAGACUCUGGGACUGGCUGCAGCUACCGCCAUCUCGCUUUCUGAUGCAGCGAUCUCUGUCGAAGCGCUUGCAAUACAUUGCCGUUGACGACCGGUUGUUGGCUCAGGCUGGCGGCGCGGCGAAGCUGACCGGCCCGGAGCUGGAACGAGCAUGCGAGGAGCGAGGCCUGGAUGUGCUGGGCCGGAAGGAUGCGGUUUUGCGAGAUAAUUUGACCUGGUGGCUC
Messenger RNA from Baudoinia panamericana UAMH 10762, 879 nucleotides. RefSeq lists its product as uncharacterized. The annotation marks the transcript as partial. The record is from RefSeq and is a predicted model, not a curated record. Gene Ontology annotation, biological process: intracellular monoatomic cation homeostasis. The transcript has a single exon. NCBI's taxonomy places the organism in Eukaryota, Fungi, Ascomycota, Dothideomycetes, Mycosphaerellales, Teratosphaeriaceae. Gene Ontology annotation, molecular function: ribosome binding. Gene Ontology annotation, cellular component: mitochondrial inner membrane.